AUGGUUUUGUUGAGUUUGGUGGCUGUUCUUAGUUUCUGCUGCAUUGCCUUUGCAUAUGAGCCUGCACCCCUUCAGGAUUUCUGUGUUGCAGACCUUAACAGCCCAGAUUUGUUGGCAGUGACAGUGAAUGGCUUUUCCUGCAAGAAUCCCAUGAUGGUUCAAGCCAAUGAUUUCCUCUUUAGAGGUUUCAACAUUCCAGGGAACACAUCAAACCCUGUAAGGUCUAAAGUCUCCCCAGUGACAGCGGCUCAACUACCAGGACUCAACACGUUCGGUAUUGCAAUGGCACGUGUCGACUAUCUUCCAGGGGGCGUCAAUCCUCCUCACUACCACCCUAGAGCCUCUGAGAUCUUCACCCUUAUAGAAGGCUCUCUCCUUGUUGGUUUCGUUACUACAAAUCCCGAGAACCGCCUCAUCAGCAAGGUUCUUCAAAAGGGUGAUGUUUUCGUCUUCCCAAAGGGACUUAUUCACUUCCAGCUGAAUUUGGGGAAUGAAAAAGCACUAGGAAUUGCUGCAUUGAGUAGUCAAAACCCGGGAAUCAUGACCGUAGCAAAUGCAGUUUUUGGAUCGAAUCCGCAGAUUUCUAGUGAAGUUCUCACCAAGGCAUUCCAAACCGACAAAAGCGUAAUCGAUCAAAUUCUGUCGAAAUUCUAAGGGGGCAACAAAAAUCAAGUCAUGGCAACGUGAACUUAGUCUAUUAGUGUAUUUGUUGUAGUCUUGUGUGGUUUCAUUAUGUUUCUUUGUUUGUUUGCUUGAUGUUAAUGUUUCAAUUAUUUGAUUCUAUAAAAAACAAAUAAUUCAAUAAAUAAAAAGUAAAAUUUAUUCAAGAGUACGGUUCCAUUGAGCUUCAUUACUAAUAUUAUAUAUAGAGUUGGAUUUCUUUCAAGUUCAAAUACAAAUUUAAGAAGGUCCCGUAAAACUUAUUAUCAGUCUUGUGUCGAUAAUUCAAACCAUUUAUUUUGUAAGUUCUUAAUGUAUAUCACACAGCCGACUUUGGCUCAAAGCCAGCAAAAUUACUGCUUUGGGCCCUCAGAAAUUGAUUAAAAAGAAAGGCCUCAAAAAAAAAAAAUUCGCUAUUAUAUUAGUCCCCACACACACAACA
Molecule: messenger RNA, 1102 nt
Organism: Camellia sinensis
Lineage: Eukaryota; Viridiplantae; Streptophyta; Magnoliopsida; Ericales; Theaceae
Source: RefSeq, a predicted model, not a curated record